GGUCUGUUAAAAAAAGAGUGAGACCAAGGCGGGAGCAUCUGCUCGCGCUCCGCGUUCCUUCCUCCUUAGCCUUUAGUGUUUGAAACUCUCAUAUCGCACAUAUCAAUAAUUUAAGCGCGCGCGCGAGAGAGAGAGCAGACGGAGCUCCCCCCGCGCGCUAUGAGUUCUGCUGCCUCGUCACUCGUCCAGGGCCCCUCCGCAACGCGCGCGACACCCGUUUAUUGUGUUUCUAAGUGACAGCAAAGCCGCCGAGAACUGAGAAAAGCGGAGAACAACGGGUGAAACCCUGGAUGUGGAUCGGAGACACCGGGGUCAUAAACUGACUCUCAAAAAUAAGGACGAGCGACGCCUGAGAAUAAACCGCCUCGCUUCCCCUGCGCGCGAGAAACUGUUGGCUGCAGACUGAUUAAAUACAAGCAGAAGAAACCUGGUGGCGUCCACUGUAGUUGUAAAGGAACACAUCUCCAGGUUCAACGGCGGGACUCUUCCUGUCUUACUUUUGCAGAGGGAAAUAGACCCGCGGUGAAAGGCGUGAAGACGAGCGAAGAAGUUGCGCGAUGUUGGCCCUUUGCUGGCUGAGCGCCGUGUGGCUCGCGGCGAGCCCGAGCCGCGCUCAGAACGAGACGGAGCCCAUCGUCCUGGAGGGGAAGUGCCUCGUGGUGUGCGACUCCAACCCCACCUCGGACCCCACGGGCACGGCGCUCGGCAUCUCCGUGCGCUCGGGCAGCGCCAAGGUGGCGUUCUCCGCCGUCCGGAACACGAACCACGAGCCGUCCGAGAUGAGCAACCGGACCAUGGUCAUCUACUUCGACCGGGUUCUAGUAAACGUUGGUAAGAAUUUUGACGAGGAGAGAAGUAAUUUCAUCGCGCCACGCAAAGGGAUUUACAGUUUUAACUUCCACGUAGUCAAAGUCUACAACCGUCAAACUAUACAGGUGAGCCUGAUGCACAAUGGCUGGCCAGUGAUUUCGGCGUUUGCAGGCGACCAGGAUGUGACGCGUGAGGCAGCCAGCAAUGGCGUCCUGAUCCAGAUGGAGAAGGGGGACCGGGCUUACCUCAAACUGGAGAGAGGAAACCUAAUGGGAGGAUGGAAGUACUCCACCUUCUCUGGCUUCCUAGUGUUCCCCAUGUAGAGGAAGAGAAAGGAAUGUGCAGGGAGUGGAAACGAAGGAGGAGAAGCUUGUAGGUGAUGGCAAAUCAAGACGAGGGUGGAUGGAGGAAGGAAAGGGGCGUGCUAAAAACAAGAGGACAUGAGAAGACAAGAGUGACUAUGACAGGGAGGAGGGAUGAGGUGGGUUAGAGAGAAAUAGAACGGUUGCACGGGGGUUGAAUGCAGGAAUGAUGGAACCAGUGCACAAAGGCAUAAAGCUACCUUCUUCACUUCUUCUCCUCCUUUCAUCCAUCCUUUCAUUCAUACAAUUCCUGUUUUCUCUGUGGCUUGACUGCAGCUUUGGACAGCCCAAACUUUUUUAUUCUAUGCUGAAAGAUGCAACUGAUUAUUUGUUUGUUGAGCCUGAGUGUACCCAUCUAUCUUCCUCCACAUCGCCAUUCAAUUAAUUCCUCCAUCUCCAUCAAUGAGCUUUAAAGAAUGUUUCUUGAAGAACAGCUUGUACUGUGGCCAUAUAUGUAGUCCAUUCUUUUAAUUUUUUCAUCACCCUUCACAUAAAUUGCACUGAUUUUGUAUCAUCCCCAAAGCCUAGAAAGUGUAAACUGAUCACAGAAUGAGGAGCUACAGUAUAUGAUCACAUCGACAUUACCUGAAAAGAGGAGUUUCUCAUUCAGACACAUCUCCUCUCUUGCUCUAAAGAUUUCUACUAAUCUCUUUUAUUUUGCACACAGCCUUGCCCUUCGCUCCUCCUUCCUGAUCAGCUGUCUUAAUAAGAUGUGUUAUGUAUUUUACAGCUAUAGUGUUUGACGGUGACUGGGUACUAGCUGUGCAAAUGAUAACCUAUAUAAUAUAAUAUUGUUUCAAAUAUUAAUCACACAGUGGGUAUUUAAAUUUAAAUUACCGAUCUGCAGAGGCAAAUGUUAAACUGAAACAUAAUGCUGAUGAAUUAUUUUUGAUCAUCAUUACAUUUGCAAAAAAAAAAAAAAAAAAAAAAGGAACAGACACUAGACACUAUAUCUGCUUGUGCCAUGAAAAGCUCAUUCAAGUCCGUUAUCAGGUUUGGGCCACUGUGUUUCCAGAAGAUCCUGGUCUACAGAAAAGCUGUAGUUUAUUUUUAUUACCAAUAAAGUGUUAAAGUGCCAAGUCCUCUCAUUUAUAUGCUGUCACCAUCCCUGAUUUACACCCCACAACAUAAAUGAUCUAAUCGUACAGUGCAACAGUAAGGAACUGAUAAACCAAGCCAGACUACAACAGAAAUGCUGCUGGUCUGCUGUUAUUGGAGCAGGAAGUUCACAAAAGCUUUGUAGCCUCCUGUCAUGAGGUCUGUAUUUAACUCUAUUUUGACUGCAAGUCACAUAACGACACAGAAAGCGAUUGAAUAUUUUGUUCCCUCAGAGUCUGUCUUAUCUCUCUGGCAGCCAAACACACACAUCCAUCGACCUCCAUCCUGUCCAGCCAUGCUUCAUCCAUUCCUUCAUCUUCCAUCCAUUUGUCAGUCUGUCCCUCACCAUCACUGAUGCUGUUAACCCCCCCUUCUCGCCAGGAUCCUCUUCUCUCUUUGACUAUGCUGUUUACCCAGAAGUGCAGAUUUCUCCCUGUUUUCUCUGUUUGUAUACAUCUUUUAACCCCCCCCAACACACACACACCCUCCAUAUCCCUCUCCUCCUUCAUGUCUGUUCUUUCUCUGCUGCUGUACUUGUUUGCCUCCCAGCACGGAUUCUUCCCGGCUUCUCUUCAAUGUUGGACUUUGGACACUGAAACCAACUUACAACCGCAAACUCUCUCUCUCUCUCUCUCCCCCUCUCUCUCUCUCUCUCUCUCUCUCUCUCUCCAUAUUCUUCUGGUAUUAUGAUGAUAAUAAUGAUAAUAUUAAUACUGAAAACUGAAUCUGGGUGAUGACUAACUAUAAUAUCUGUAUUUCCGUACAUCAAUGUUAUAUAAAUUAAAAAUAUUCAAGGAGAAACUUACUAGUGAUUGUGUGUGGAAACCUGAGGCUGCAGUUCUGCUUUUCUGAUUAAAACAUGCUUCUUGCUUUUUGUUUUGGGUCGAACCAAGUUGUAACUAAAAAGCUAAGACUUCUACUAACAAUAUGAACCUACAGCAUUAUUAUUAUUAUUAUUAUCUUGACUGUAAAAUGUGUUAAUAUUAUAUUUAGACUAUGAAAAUAUUAUUUACUUUCUUAUUUAUGGCAUUUGCUUUGAUUAAAUCAAUAAAAUUGAAAUUGGACUUUUA
Messenger RNA from Betta splendens (Siamese fighting fish), 3340 nucleotides. RefSeq names its product cerebellin 1 precursor (gene cbln1). The transcript has 3 exons. The record is from RefSeq and is a predicted model, not a curated record. Lineage: Eukaryota; Metazoa; Chordata; Actinopteri; Anabantiformes; Osphronemidae. Gene Ontology annotation, cellular component: glutamatergic synapse; synaptic cleft. The coding region runs from base 558 to 1133 and encodes 191 amino acids. Gene Ontology annotation, molecular function: protein binding.